UCGCCCGUGUCUUUCGUCGGAGGCAUGAUCGGCCCGACCAUCCAAAUGACCUUGCUGCAAGUCGGAACCACCUUACAAGGCAUCGUGUUGCCCUUGUUCAAAAAAGCGCUCGAGGCGAUUCUCCCGUCGGCACUGACGAAGUUGUUCAAAGGCGUCACCGAAUCCAUCGCGGAUGGGAACACGGAGGAUGUUUUGAAGGGCGUUCUUGAGGUGGGGAGUAAUGGGGAUGUUGCGGAGGUCGCUGCAGAGGAGGACGGGGAUGAAGAUAGAAGUACUUCUUCGACCAGUAGUUUCGUUCAGAAAAACAAAAAAGCGCUUGCAACUUCUUCGAUGAAGAAAACCUCGUCAACCAAAGCGUCCAGCAG
Molecule: messenger RNA, 365 nt
Organism: Amoebophrya sp. A120
Lineage: Eukaryota; Dinophyceae; Syndiniales; Amoebophryaceae
Source: the annotation of a GenBank genome assembly